UGGAGCCUUCUGGAAGCCGUCCCUCCUUUUGAGAGCUUCUGAGCCCCAGCAGUGCGGACUCCCUACCGGCGAUACUUUUUACUUUUACAUCGCUGGUUGAGCUGCUUCGUUAUGUCUGCCAUAAAAUCUCUGAACCCAAAAGCAGAGGUGGCCAGGGCCCAGGCCGCCCUUGCGGUUAACAUCAGUGCCGCCCGGGGGCUUCAGGAUGUGUUGAAAAGCAACCUGGGACCGAAGGGGACCAUGAAGAUGCUGGUGUCCGGUGCAGGAGACAUCAAGCUGACCAAAGAUGGCAACGUCUUGUUGCACGAGAUGCAAAUUCAGCACCCAACGGCAUCACUCAUUGCGAAGGUUGCCACGGCGCAGGAUGACAUAACGGGAGACGGAACAACAUCGAAUGUCCUCAUCAUCGGUGAACUGCUGAAGCAGGCUGACCUCUACGUGUCAGAGGGUCUUCACCCAAGAAUCAUUGCUGAGGGCUUUGAGGCGGCUAAAGAGAAAGCCUUGGCUGUUCUGGAAGAGGUGAAGGUGACUCAGGAAAUGGACAGAGAGACCCUCAUCAACGUAGCACGCACCUCCCUCAGGACCAAGGUCUACGCAGAGCUGGCAGACCUGCUCACUGAGGCUGUAGUAGAUGCUGUGUUGGCCAUCGCUAAACCUAAUGAGCCCAUUGACCUGUACAUGGUGGAAAUUAUGGAGAUGAAGCACAAGACUGACUGCGAUACACAGCUGAUCAGAGGUUUGGUGUUGGACCAUGGUGCCAGACACCCAGACAUGAAGAAGAGGGUGGAGGAUGCCUACGUGCUGACCUGCAAUGUCUCUUUGGAGUAUGAAAAGACGGAGGUCAACUCUGGCUUCUUCUACAAGAGUGCGGAGGAGAGGGAGAAGCUUGUGGCUGCAGAAAGGAAGUUCAUUGAAGAUCGCGUGCAGAAGAUCAUCAGCUUCAAGAACAAAGUCUGUCCCAAUGGGGAGAAGGGCUUUGUCGUCAUUAACCAGAAGGGUAUUGACCCAUUCUCCCUGGAUGCCCUUGCCAAGGAGGGCAUUGUGGCCCUGCGCAGGGCAAAGAGGAGGAAUAUGGAGAGACUCACCCUCGCUUGCGGUGGUAUUGCCAUGAAUUCAAUUGAUGACCUCACACCCGAGUGCUUGGGAUACGCUGGGCUGGUUUUCGAACACACACUUGGAGAGGAGAAGUACACGUUCAUUGAGAAGUGUGGGAACCCUCGCUCAGUUACCCUGCUGGUGAAGGGACCCAACAAACACACCCUGACACAGAUCAAAGAUGCCGUAAGAGACGGUUUAAGGGCAGUCAAGAACGCCAUAGAAGAUGGAAGUGUUGUGUCCGGUGCAGGUGCUUUUGAAGUGGCUGUGGCAGACGCUCUGGUGAAACACAAGCCCAAUGUGAAAGGCAGAGCCCAGCUGGGAGUCCAAGCAUUUGCAGAUGCUCUCCUAAUCAUCCCCAAGGUUCUGGCCCAGAACUCUGGCUACGACCAACAGGAGACCCUGCUGAAGCUGCAGACGGAGUACAAAGAAAGUGGUCAGCUAGUUGGAGUGGACCUCAACACAGGGGAACCCAUGGUGGCUGGAGAAGCAGGUGUUUGGGAUAAUUACAGCGUAAAGAAACAGCUUCUCCAUUCAUGCACCGUCAUCGCCAGCAACAUCUUAUUGGUAGAUGAGAUCAUGCGCGCUGGAAUGUCUUCUCUGAAAGGUUAAAGGUGAACUGAAGAACCAGCAGCUGUUAUCAUACUCACAAGGAUAGUUGUUGACCUGACUGUCCAGUCAAAGUGUUCCUGCUCUAGGACGUCUGAAGCACCCCAGUCUGAUGGGCGGCCAGCUGUAAACCCCACGGCAUCCAUCACAGCGUCUGUCAGAACCAAUGUUAUGCUAGUCAUGUUUUUUUUCAUGGAUUUGUCAAUGCCUUCCUCUGAUUGGUUUAUUUAUGAGAUUUUGUUAAAAGCACUGGCCUCUGCCCCUCAGUUCUGUUUCUACCCAUUAAAGAUUUUCUUGGCUCUUGAAA
Molecule: messenger RNA, 2011 nt
Organism: Anoplopoma fimbria (sablefish)
Lineage: Eukaryota; Metazoa; Chordata; Actinopteri; Perciformes; Anoplopomatidae
Gene: cct6a
Product: chaperonin containing TCP1, subunit 6A (zeta 1)
Exons: 13
Coding region: 112-1707 (531 amino acids)
Biological process (GO): protein folding
Cellular component (GO): chaperonin-containing T-complex
Molecular function (GO): ATP hydrolysis activity; ATP-dependent protein folding chaperone; ATP binding
Source: RefSeq, a predicted model, not a curated record